Messenger RNA from Plasmodium cynomolgi strain B, 2460 nucleotides. RefSeq lists its product as hypothetical. The coding region runs from base 1 to 2199 and encodes 732 amino acids. The transcript is spliced from 4 exons. NCBI's taxonomy places the organism in Eukaryota, Apicomplexa, Aconoidasida, Haemosporida, Plasmodiidae. The record is from RefSeq and is a predicted model, not a curated record.
AUGAAAAAGAGAAAGUGCCACUUUCGACAACAAAGUGAAGGAAGAGACAAAAGGAAAAAAAAAUUGAGGAACAGAAACAAGUUGGUACUAAACCGCAGAGGUGAUACCCACUGUGAAGGGAAGAAUGGCAGGGGGACCCAUCAAACUAAGGGACAUGUUAAAAAUAAUCACAAUUUCGCAUGCGACGAGAAAAGUAACACUUGCAGGAAGGAGUCACAACAAGGAAGCGAAAUGCUAGUCAACCCAAACAGGUACAACGAAACAGAUGCAGCAGAUAUGUGUGAAGACUCAUUACACAACAGUAGCGACUCCUCUGAAACUCCCAAAAUUUUCGAAUCCAACGAAUCGGAGAUAUAUCAAAGCACAAGCGAGUUCGACGUGCAAAGCACUACAUCGAAUAACACCAUUAGCGAUCUAAGUGCACACACAGACGAAGGUUACAACCAGGAUGACAGAUUAAUUCAAAUAUUUGAGCGCAUCGAUUAUGCAGGGAGUGCCUGUUCAGGGGAAAAUAACGACUUAUGCAGAAAUUGGGACGUCUUGGAAACGCUCGAUGUUUAUGACGUGUUUGAAAAUGAGGGGGACACAGAUAGGGCGCACGCAGGGGGUGCACCUAAUUGGGCCUCUAGUCGGGCUUCUAACCGGGACAUUAACCAGAAUGCUAAUCAGCAUGUUGACCAAGUUGAUGGUCACGUCCCUAACCACGACACAAAGUGUGACGGUCCCACCGAGAGCCCGCCGCCCCCCACCAAAGCAACACACGAGAAGCGUAUCUUCAUAGAAGCCAUAUGGGAUUACUUCCAAUCAAACAAAGUGAAGGACGAAACGGACGGAGAUAACUUAAAAGUUCAGUGCUUCCACACCUUCUGUAAAAUCCGAGAAUGUGCAACGCGUUGUAGUGAUGGUCCCACCGAUGGGAACUUCCUGAAUGAUGAAUUACUCAGCACAUACUUCUUUAACAAACUAAAUAAAAACCAAUAUGAUAUAAAAAUAAAAAUGGAUUACUACGAAGUGGAAUUUUUUUUCAUUUUCUUCUUAACAUACUUUCGCUUUUCUCUAUACCUAACGGGAUUUAUAAAUUCAUCUUUUCUGUACCACUCUAACGAAGUGCACUUCAUCAUCUUUGUCCUGAAUAGAUAUCAUUACUUCGUGGACCAUAUGUACGUUAAUGAUAAUUGUUUGCCUUUUACUCCGAAUGAGGUGGAAGACAUUAUGUGCACCUACAAGAAGUGCAUUAUCUCUCUUUUAGAUUAUCUCGACACUUUUUACCCGUUUCUGCUGCUCAUAAGUGACGUUAUGCAAGAGGUGCACACGAAAUUUAAAAAAAUUUCAUACAAAGUGAAGGAACUUGAGGAGGUUCUGGCGAAAGCGGACUCCACUGACAGAACACCCCAGAGCGAUAACAUCGACCCUCAUAUUAUGACACCACACACUAUCAAAAAGUUCAAUGCCGUUAAAAAAAUUAACAAAAUAAAGAGGAAGUUCUUCAAACGGAAUGGUGAUUCGUUUGUUAUGAUGAUUAGAGCGCGCCUGGGCAGUUAUUGGGUGGAUAGGGGGGAACGUUACAUAGGUGCUUCCAUCUUAGGUGAGCCGUUUUCAGACGAUGCCAAUUUGAGUGACCACUCCCUGCAUGGUGACAAUCUCGACGAGCAGCUUGUCCAAAUGAUCCGCAACACCAGGUGCAACAUGCUGGUAAAGCACACCAUCUUCCGCACGGUCGCGAAGUUGAACCAAAUUCUGAACUCCCUCGAAAUGGCCAUUACUUUGACAGACGCGAACGAAACAUGCGCACAGCACAUCAUGUCGAUGUCGACGCUACUCACAUUCAAAGCCCUAAAAGAAAUGAAAAAAAAAGACAAAUGGCUUCAACUCCUAAAGCAUAAUUAUUUCUAUAUCGAAAAAAGUUACUACUACUUCAAAGAAUUGCAUGAAAAAAAAAUCAUCUACUACCAAAUACAAAAUCUGUUCCGAUCCAUCCUAAAUUUCAAAAUUAAUGUCGUAUACAAUCCCUUCAUACAUUAUUUAUCCAUUGAAGAUAUGAAAAAUAAAAAUAUACACACUAUCUAUGACUACAUAUACUACAUAAAGGAUAUGCGCCAGAAAAAUUACCUAGUAACUCUCUUCGUGUUCAAUCAAUUUACAAACUACAAUUUGAUGUUACCACGUAUGGGUUCCUCUUCUCAAUUUAUAGCUCCUUGAAUGAAAAAUAAAUUUAUGUACCUAUUCAACGAUAUGAUAAAUUCUUGGGAUUUUAAAACGUAUGAACAUAUCCCCAUUCCUUCCAAAAAUAUUAUAAAAGACACUUUUUUUAUUCAAGAGAAUUCAAUUGUGACGAGUAGACUGCUAAAUUAUCAGAUCCGCAGAGUGAUCCUAAACAGUAAUGCUAUUCACAUGGUUGAACAAAAUUAUGUGAUCCGUCAAAUUGAGGACAACUUGGAGGAAAUGAAAAAUAAACUGUAA